AGUGUAUUUUCAUUUUGUUUAUAGUGGGAAGUGGCUUUAUACCCAUGCACAAGGAAUUUCUUAUCCAGGGGGUAUGUGCCUGCCCUAUUAUUCCUGCAGUGUCGUCAAGGACCUUUUACCUGACCUUAAUGUGAUUGCAAGCCGAAUGGCCCAUCAGCUGGGGCAUAACCUUGGGAUGCAGCAUGACGAGUACCCAUGUGCCUGCACACUGGGAACAUGUGUGAUGGAUAAAGGUGGAAGUUAUUCUACCAAUAAUCCAGCAUGCAUGUUUAAUGUUCCAUUUACUGAUAACUCAAAUGAUUCUCCAUCUUGUGGAAACAAGAACUUGGAUGAGGGAGAAGAAUGUGAUUGUGGCCCUGCUCAGGAGUGCACCAAUCCUUGCUGUGAUGCCAACAAGUGUCUGUUGAAGCCAGGAUUUUCUUGUGCAGAAGGAGAAUGCUGUGAAUCUUGUCAAAUGAAAAAAGCAGGGUCCUUAUGCAGACCAGCAAAAGAUGAAUGUGAUUUUCCUGAAGCGUGUACGGGCCACUCCUCUGCGUGUCCACAGGACCAAUUCCAAGCCAAUGGAACUCCUUGCAAGAAUGCAAAAGGCUACUGCUUCCUGGGGAGAUGUCCCACCCGGGACGACCAGUGCUCCGAAUUAUUUGAUCAUGAAGCAAAAGGAAGUCCUGAUAUCUGCUACAUCAUGAAUAAAAAGGGAGAUAAAUUCGGAUACUGCAAAAGCAAGAAAAGCAAAUUAAUUCCCUGUGAAGACAAAGACAUCAAAUGUGGAAAGAUAUACUGCACCGGAGGGCAGCACUCAUCUUUCCUUGGAGAAGAAAAGAUUUAUCAUAUGAAGGUCCCAAAGAAGAAUGUCACCACUGACUGCAAAACCUUUUAUUUAUACCACAAUCCGAGAGACUUGGGCCUGGUUGCUCCUGGAACAAAAUGCGGAGAUGGAAUGGUGUGCAUCAAUGGUGAAUGUGUGAAUUUUGAGAAGUUCUACAAUUCAACUAAUUGCUCCUUUCAGUGCAAUGAAAAUGCUGUGGAUGGCAGUGAGCUCCAGUGCCAAUGUGAGGAAGAAGAGAUAAUUGUGGAAUGGGAAGAAUCCUUAAAUGUUACCAAUAUCUCCAUCCUGGUUGUAGUCCUUGUCCUGGGUAUCAUCGGUAUUGGGGGAAUCGCAUUUUUAAUUCGCUACCUAAACUGUAUUAAAUUGAAGCAAGUUCAGAGCCCACCUCAAGAUAGACUGGGAGUGGAGAAUAAAGGAUACUUUGGUGAUGAGCUGCAAACCAGGACUGAGCCAAUCUUACCUGAUAUUCAUCCUCUACACAAACCUGCAAGUAGAGAGUUAAGAGGACUUGAAGAUUCCAAUCCACAUGCCAAAAUGAACCUGACAGAGAAGUCAGAGGGUUACAAGAAUUUCAGAAAAUUUACUCCAGCAGAGAAGAAAUGCGAUUUCCAUGAAGGGCUUGUGAGAUCCUUAACUCCUACUGUGAAUGGACAGACCUGCCCAACCUGCAGUGUAAGUACCUCUGUCUUCCACCUUAGACCCAUGAACUUCUUGCUGCCCUGCCCCAUGCACAGCUUGAGAACUCUUCCUGAUGCUGGUUCUGUCUACACUAAGACUGAACCUCUGACAGCCCUGGAUGCGGUGUCCUGGCGUCCAGCUCUCCUCUGCAGCUGA
Molecule: messenger RNA, 1660 nt
Organism: Myotis davidii
Lineage: Eukaryota; Metazoa; Chordata; Mammalia; Chiroptera; Vespertilionidae
Gene: ADAM7
Product: ADAM metallopeptidase domain 7
Exons: 15
Biological process (GO): proteolysis
Cellular component (GO): plasma membrane
Molecular function (GO): metalloendopeptidase activity
Source: RefSeq, a predicted model, not a curated record